AACCUUUUUUUCACCGAAUGACAGAGAACUGGGUAACUAGGGAGUGAAGGCUCUGUGCUUCCCGACCUUCAGGAGUCCCCGGUACCACGACCACCGAGAUGAGAUGACCACCUGGAAUCCUAGAGCGGAACCGGAAGUGAGCGUAGCUCCCCGGGCCUGGCGGGAACGUGCCGGGGCCUGAGGCGAGUGUGUCAGGGGAACCGUUCCCUCGGCUUGGGAGUAUUGCCCGCGGCCCGGUUAUCUGGCUUGGCGCCAGAGGGGUCAGAGCUCCUCAGAGGUGGAAGCAGCGGCUGAGGGGAGGGUGUGUCUGCGCGGCGACCAUCGGGCCUCCUCCGCCGACGGCUCGUGGUGUGGGAGGAGCCCUCACCCCUCAGCCCGGGCCUGGGCUACCCGGAGCGUCGUUUUCGGACAGAUCGCUCUGGUUUCCUCGCCGGGGCUCGUACUCCCAGGCUUUAUUUAGGGCCAAAGUCUCCUCAGUUUUCCAUCUCCCAAGUAACCCCGCAGCUUUAGUGAGUAGUUCUGUGCUCACUAUUGUCGGUCUUAUCAGAGGAUGGCUUCACUUUCAGUGGAAUUGCUCAAGUAAUUGCCCGGUUGUCACCCAAACAAAAAUUUGUUUCAGCUACGUCUGUACUUUUUGUGUGUUAACAGGGUUUUCUUAUAUCAAAAGCUUUCCUUACCAAGGCGUGGGUGGGGACCUCAAGUAAAACCACCCGUCUGCCUUGCCUGGACCCUAGUCGAACAGUCUUCCUCUGAGCUGAACUAAGGAUGGCGGCAGCCCCCGGGGUCCUCCCAGCCCAGGCUGGCCAGGCUUCAGAGGAACCAGGGGAGAUUAUCCAAGUAAAGGUCAAAGAAGAAGACCAUAUCUGGGAUCAGGAAUCCUGCGUACAGAGGCAUUUGUCUCACACCAGGGAACUCUCUCGACAGCGCUUCAGGCAGUUCUGCUAUCAGGAGACUCCCGGCCCCAGGGAGGCGCUGAGCCGACUCCGGGAACUUUGCCGUCAGUGGUUGAGCCCCGAGAUACACACCAAGGAGCAGAUCCUGGAAUUGUUGGUGCUGGAGCAGCUCCUGACCAUUCUGCCCGAGGAGCUCCAGGCUUGGGUGCAGGAGCAGCAUCCUGAGAGUGGAGAGGAGGUGGUGACUGUGCUGGAAGAUUUGGAGAGGGAGCUGGAUGAACCUCGACAGCAGGUCCCACAGGGUGCAUAUGGGCAGGAAGUUCCUAUGGAAGAAAUGACAACUCUGGAUACUACAAAGGAGUCCUUAAGUACCCAUCUGCAGUCUCUAGAAGACAGAAUGGAAUGUGAAUCCCCAGAGCCACACCUCCUUCAAGAUAAUGAGUCAUUUUUGUGGCUUUCCAUGAUGUCUCAAAGCAUGGGUGAUGAUAACUUCAGUAGCUUAGAUACUAAUGAAGCAGAAAUUGAACCAGAAAACAUGAGAGAAAAGUUUUUCAGAAGCUUGGCAGUAUUACGAAACAAAAGUAAUAAUACCAAGAUAUUUUCUAAAGCAAAAUACUGUCAAUUAAUAAGGGAAGUGAAAGAAGCUAAAGCUAAGGCAAAAAAAGAAUCAGUUGACUACCGUCGCUUGGCUAGAUUUGAUGUGAUCCUUGUACAAGGGCAUGAGAAGCUGAUUGAGGCUAUAAAUGGGGAAACAGAUAAAAUACGGUAUUAUUUACACAGUGAAGACUUAUUUGACAUACUGCAUGAUACACAUCUCAGCAUUGGACAUGGUGGACGGACCCGCAUGGAAAAAGAGUUACAAGCAAAAUACAAGAACAUCACAAAAGAAGUUAUAAUGCUAUACUUGACACUCUGCAAACCAUGCCAACAGAAAAAUUCAAAACUCAAGAAAGUUCUAACAUCGAAGCCAAUUAAAGAAGUUUACUCAAGAUGCCAAGUGGAUCUUAUAGACAUGCAAUUGAAUCCUGAUGGGGAGUAUAAAUUUAUUAUGCAUUAUCAAGACCUUCGUACAAAGUUGAGUUUUUUGCGAUCAUUAAAAUCUAAAAGACCUAAGGAGGUUGCACAUGCUCUUUUAGAUAUUUUUACAAUUAUUGGAGCACCGAGUGUCCUACAAUCUGACAAUGGGAGAGAAUUUUCAAGCCAGAUUGUCAGUGAACUCAGUAAUAUUUGGCCAGAACUGAAAAUUGUCCAUGGGAAACCUCAGCCUUGCCAAAGUCAAAGUUCUGUAAAUCAGACUAAUGAGCAUAUCCAAAAUCAGAUUAUCUCCUGGAUGCAAACUAAUAAUUCAUCACACUGGGCUGAAUUUUUGUGGUUUAUUCAGAUGACCCAAAAUCAACCCUAUCACAGAGGCAUGCAGCAGACUCCAUGUGAAGGUACAUUUAUCUCUGAAGCUAAACUGGGCCUUCCUCAUUCUCAGUUAACUGAAGAACUUGUUGCAAGUCUGAACACAGAAAAUGAAUCAGACCAGACUGACAAAGAAUUUGAAAAUACUCAAAGAGCCCAGUAUGAAGAAAACAUUGAGACAGGCACAGAUAGUAGUGAUAUUGAAGAGAAUCUUUCUAUUACUCCUAAGAUGGCCCAAAAAACUCCUCCUGAAAGCAGACUGAAUUUUUUAUCAUGUGUAGUUUGUGAGAAAGAAUGUACAGGUGCUAAUAGUUGUGUAUCAUGUGAUAGAGGUGUCCACGCAGUCUGUGGAGUGCCCUCUCAACAUGAGACUGAGGGUUAUUGUCAUAGAGUAACUUGUAGUCUUUGCUGUGAGACCACGACAACGAAAAGGAAACAUGAUGAAAUUUCAAAAAGUUUGACUGCUCAACCUUCCAAAAUGUUGAAGCCAUCAGAGACACCAUUUUCACCAGACAAAGUAGGAGAUUGGAUGGCAAAACAAGCUUCAUUGGACUUUUUUGUAAAGAAAAGGCACUCCUUUUCUGAAUACGGCAGUAGUAGUAAAAGAAAUGGUAACAAUGGAAGUCAUCCUGAAGAACUGAAAACCAAAAGAGUUCAUGCUAGUUUUACCCGGAAGUAUGAUCCUUCAUAUAUCGAGUUUGGUUUUGUAGCUGUUAUUGAUGGUGAAGUGCUGAAACCACAAUGUAUUAUUUGUGGAGAUGUACUGGCUAAUGAAGCAAUGAAACCAUCGAAACUUAAGCGGCAUCUAUAUUCAAAACAUAAAGAAAUAAGUUCACAACCAAAAGAAUUCUUUGAAAGAAAGAGUAGUGAAUUGAAAAGCCAACCAAAACAGGUGUUCAAUGUUUCUCAUAUAAACAUUAGUGCUUUGCGGGCUUCUUAUAAAGUAGCACUUCCGGUGGCUAAGUCUAAAACACCAUACACAAUUGCCGAGACCCUAGUGAAGGACUGCAUCAAAGAAGUUUGCUUGGAAAUGUUGGGUGAAUCAGCAGCAAAGAAGGUAGCUCAAGUACCACUUUCCAAUGACACCAUAGCGCGACGUAUUCAGGAACUGGCUAAUGAUAUGGAAGAUCAACUCAUAGAACAAAUAAAACUAGCCAAGUAUUUUUCAUUGCAACUUGAUGAAUGCAGAGAUAUUGCUAACAUGAUCAUUCUUUUAGUAUAUGUGAGAUUUGAACAUGAUGAUGAUAUAAAGGAAGAAUUCUUCUUUUCCGCCUCUUUACCAACAAACACAACUAGCUCAGAACUGUAUGAAGCUGUGAAGAAUUAUGUUGUCAACAAAUGUGGUUUGGAAUUUAAGUUUUGUGUGGGAGUGUGCUCUGAUGGUGCAGCUUCAAUGACAGGAAAACAUUCUGAAGUGGUCACCCAGAUUAAAGAACUUGCACCAGAAUGUAAAAUAACACAUUGCUUCAUUCAUCGAGAAAGUCUUGCCAUGAAAAAAAUAUCACCUGAACUAAAUAGUGUGCUUACUGACAUAGUAAAAAUUGUGAAUUAUGUAAAAUCUAAUGCAUUAAGCUCAAGAUUAUUCUCUUUAUUAUGUGAUAAUAUGGAAGUUGAUCAUAAGCAACUCUUGCUGCAUGCUGAGAUACGGUGGUUAUCACGGGGAAAAGUUCUAUCAAGAAUGUUUGAAAUACGAAAUGAACUCUUAGUAUUCCUGCAAAGCAAGAAACCAGUUUGGUCCCAGCUUUUCAAAGAUGUGAAUUGGACAGCCAGACUUGCUUAUUUAUCUGAUAUCUUCAGUAUUUUUAAUGAUCUUAAUGUGUGCAUGCAAGGAAAGAAUGCAACAUGUUUUUCAAUGGCAGUUAAGAUUGAAGGACAAAAACAAAAGUUAGAAGCUUGGAAAAAAAGAGUUUCUACCAAUUGUUAUGAUAUGUUCCAUAAUUUAACAACAAUUAUAAAUGAAGUAGGUAAUGAUCUUGAUAUUGCACAUCUGCAAAAAGUUAUCAAUGAUCAUCUUACAAAUUUGUUAGAUUGUUUUGAAUUGUAUUUUCCAUCGAAAGAAGAUCCACGCAUAGGAAAUUCAUGGAUACAAAAUCCAUUUCUUUCAUCAAAAGAUAAUUUAAAUUUAACUGUAACCCUACAGGAUAAGUUGUUGAAGCUGGCUACUGAUGAAGGAUUGAAAAUGAAUUUUGAAAAUACAGCAUCACUUGCUUCAUUUUGGAUAAAAGUUAAAAAUGAAUACCCUGAACUUUCUGAGAUUGCUUUAAAAUCUCUUCUUCUUUUCCCCUCAACAUACCUCUGUGAGACUGGGUUCUCUACUUUAAGUGUUAUUAAAACAAAACAUAGAAACAGUUUAAAUAUACAUUAUCCCCUGAGAGUAGCAUUGUCAUCAAUCCAACCUAGAUUAGACAAAUUAACAAGCAAGAAGCAAGCUCACUUAUCACAUUAAAACUUUAAAUAUUGAUUUAUAAGGUGUUACUUCAAAGUAUGUAUAUAGGCAUUAUGGGAGUAUGAAAAGUAUGAUUAAAUUACCAAUUCUCUACAUAAUUGCCUAUAUGUACACUUUCAGCUAAGAAAGUGUAUAGUUUUUAUAAUCCUUUUAUUUCUCCCUGUUAUAUUUGUUAUAUUUAUUAAGAUGUAAUUUUAAAUCUGUUAAUUCUAAUAUUAAAAAAUUUGGUCUUGUAUUUUGUAUGUCUUUUUAUUAUUGUAUUUCAUUAGGAUAUUAAGAUUGUAAGAUGACUUCAGGAUGGGGAAUAAUUUCUUUGAAAUGGCGGACUUGAUCAGUGAAGGGAAGUGAAUUCAAGGGGUAGAAUUAGAAUUCAAAUGCAAGGGAGGGGGUCAAUAAGAUGAUAAGCUUGUUAAGCUGAUCCUUAGUGGUUUGGUUGGAAGUUGAUAAUAAGUUUGUUUUGUAGGUGCAUGUUUAGACACAGUGUGUAAGUAGGUAAGUGUAGGGGGAAACUGUCAAUACUUACAAAAGCCCAAAUGUGAAACAACCCAAAUAUCCAUUCACAGAAUAAAAUGUACUAUGUUUAUUCAACAGCUGGAAUACAUUGGUGAAAAUUAGUUAUUGUGGAGGGAAUUCUGGGGGGUGAUGAAAUAUUCUAUAUCCUGUUUGUGGUGGUGUUUACUAUUAGCCAUAUGCAAAGCUGUCAAUCAAGAUCUCAGAUGAGGGUUGUACAGGGGAGUACUACAUUGUUUUUACUCAGUUAACUGCGAUUUCAUCUUUCAUCCUUUCCCAUACUCAGCCCAAAUACAUAGCAACAAUAUACUGACUGAAUUUCCACAGUUCCCACACUACCCCAGCUUAUUUUUACAAAAUUGAUACUCAUGUUUCCCAAGCUGUGAGCUUAAAAGCCACAAAAUGGAACAUUUUCAGCAGA
Messenger RNA from Vicugna pacos (alpaca), 5674 nucleotides. It is a transcript of the gene SCAND3, whose product is annotated as SCAN domain containing 3. Gene Ontology annotation, biological process: DNA integration. NCBI's taxonomy places the organism in Eukaryota, Metazoa, Chordata, Mammalia, Artiodactyla, Camelidae. The record is from RefSeq and is a predicted model, not a curated record. Gene Ontology annotation, molecular function: protein dimerization activity; nucleic acid binding.